Molecule: messenger RNA, 1162 nt
Organism: Drosophila simulans
Lineage: Eukaryota; Metazoa; Arthropoda; Insecta; Diptera; Drosophilidae
Exons: 1
Coding region: 1-474 (157 amino acids)
Source: RefSeq, a predicted model, not a curated record
AUGUUCGAGACCACGCUGACCCUGCCGCGAACCAGUGUGCUUACGGAACCGUUGGGCAGCGCCGGAACCGGAUCUGGGCCCUCCACAUCAACGGCUGCCGUGGCAGUUCAGACCAGCAAACGACGACGAAGGCGACGAAACAAACGUCGCCGCAAAUCCUCCCUGUCCAGCAAUACCGAUGCCCCGUCGUCCCGGACCUACGAUCCCGUGAUGACGGGCAGUACGCUCCGGUCGGCAGCUGUGGCAUCGGUGGGCGGGAGCACGGGCACGGGACCAGUGCGUCGGGGUCGUCGCAGGAGCGGGGUCAGCUCAUCUUCAUCGGCGGCAGCGGCUGCAGCAGCGGCAGCGGAGGAGGAGGCGGAAGAAGCGGAAGCGGAGGCGGCUCGCCAGGAGGAGGCAGCGGAGAUCUUGAGCGGAAACAGCAGCCCAUCGAUGUUCGUCGAUCCGCAGGACUUCUUCGAGACACUGGACUAAAUUUAGAUUAUUUACAAUUUGCAGUAGGUUAAAUUUUGUUGUUACUUCCGUUCUCUCUUUUUUACCUGCGCAACCGGCUUCAGUGCGCCUAUUUAAAACUAAUCGCCGUUCUUUUAAUUGUUCGAUUAUGCUAAAGAUGCGAUGCGUUUGGCGGCCUUUGAUUUGGCGUGAUUUUUAAUAACUUUUAACAUAUAUUUUAUAUAGCCUCUGUAAGCAUAACGUGUGUAAUAUUAUGAUGUAUAAUUAAAUUUGCGAAAUGUGCUGCGACACGACCCUUGAAACUGAUUUAGCCCUUUGUUUUUCGCUUCCACCGCCCGAAACACAACACUCACACACCAAAAUAUAAUCUAGAAUUGAUAGUGAAGGGACUAGCCUGGAGCAAAAACUGUUCAAUCAUCUCCUUAGCAAGUUAAUGUAGAACCGAAUCCAUAGUUAACUGGUAGACAUUCGCGUUCUAAUUCUCCGUGUUUUCAGCGAUUUUCGAUGGACUCCGCGCCAUCCCGUGUAUUGUGGCAAGACUAAGCAAAAGCAAAUGAACAUUUUAAGUGUAACGUUUCGCUAUAGUGUUUAAGCGUAUUAAAAUUUAAUCUAUAUAUACAAGAUUGGUCAUACACACAUUCGGCAAACAUGAAUAGAAUUUAACUGGAUAAUCGUUUAAAUAUAUUGUAUGGAUGUGUAUUUCAGGAAA